AUGAGUAUUCGGCAAAGUCUCAUUCAACAAUUUAUGCACACCCUACCUAGUUAGAACCCUUAAUAGACUAUAACUUUAUUGGCUCUUAUAGGAAUUGAAAGUGUUCUUUAAGAUAACGACAAUAAAUUAGUCAGAGAAGAAAUUACCCAAAUCAGACGACAAAUAGAGAAUAUUUAAACUAAAGAAGAAGAACACACAUUAAGAGGAGUAAAAUCAAAGGAAAGAGCUCUAACUCCUAAGAUUACAGAAUCUUCAGCUCCAACUCCAUUAAGCAACCAAAGAAAUACUGUGUCUAGACACCAUUUAGAUGAUCAGGCAAUGAGGAUGGCACUUAGUUAAUAAUAUGAAGAAACAGAACAAUUUAGAUCCCCUAAAUCAGAAAUCUCUAAUAUGAGAACACCUAAAUAAUCUAUUCAAUAUUUUAUUGAGAUGAAGAGUUAGAAAUCGAAAAGGGGACCAGAAAAUAAAUUAAAGGAAUUGCAAAAUAAUUUAACUAGAGAAUUAAUAGCAGAUUAUUAGGGUGUUUUGGAGGAAAUCAAGCAAAACCCAACAAAAUAUCCUGAUACUCCAGAGACAAGCCUUUAGGAAUAAUAAAUAAAGGACUAUAUAAAGAUGCAAUAGUAGGUACAAUUAUAGUAGCAAAAAUUAGAAAUUGAAAAAUAACAGCAAUAAAUAAAAUAACAAUCUUAAGACUAUAAUUAAUCUUAAAAAGAUCUACUAAAUUUGAGAAGGAGAAUUGAAACAUAGCCUGAUUAAAAAUUAGAAAAAUCUUGGUAAAUUUAGGAGAAAAAGACUAAUUAGGGUAUUAUAAAUUAUAAGUCAGAACAAAAUUAAAUCUAAACUUAAAUGGCAACAAAAAAAGUUUAAUCCACACCAUAAUAAAAAGAAAGAAAAUCUCCAAAUAGAUAUGAAUAUUAAUAAUAAUAACAGUAAUAGUAAUAAUAAUAAUAACAAUAAUAAUAACAAUAAUAAUAGUAAUAAUAAUAGUAAUAGUAAUAAUAGUAAUAACAAUAAUUGUAAUAAUAAUAAUAAUAAUAAUAACAAUAACAAUAAUCAGGUUUAUAAACAGAGAACACAUUUUCAUUCUUCUAAAGAUAAAAGACUUAAGGAAAUCAAAUCAAUACUCAAUAAUCUAUUAAUUAUGAAAAGCAUAGUGGAGGUUUGAAGUAGAUGGCAGAUAAGUUGAUAAAUUCUCCAAUUAUUUAAUAAGUUUCUUUGAAGUCAGCUGAAAAUGUUUCCUCUCCAGGGAAAGAAGUUUAAGUUUCAUAGUUUGAAGAAUAAGGUACAUUUAAGAGUUAUAUUUAGAUUCAAUGAGUUCAAAUUCAAGUGCAUUUUCGCUAUUCUAACCUAACGAGGAAUUGAAAUCAUUUUUUAGGAAAGAAUUAAUAAAGGAGGAGAAUGAUGAAAGUAAGUACUAUAAUUAAAUAGAUCACGAUCCGAAUUGCGUAAAGUACUCUAAUAUAUUUUUGAAAGGGAGAAUGGGAGGAUCAAAAGUGUUUUGAAUUAAUUAGGUAUAUAAUGCAAUUUUGAAUUACUUUUACUUAAUAUUAAUAAUUAAAUGGCAGAUUAUUAUACAUAUCAAAGGAAACGAAGAGAUCUCGGAAAGCCUUGCAAUUUUUAAGACAGUGAAAUAAAAAUAGCAGGUUACACAAAGACAGUUGCAGUCAUUCCUAACUAUGUGAAAAGAAAUCCCAAUCAUAUAGAUUUGGAUAAUAUAGCAGAAUACUCAGAGCAUUCUGUAAGCAUUUGAUUUAAAAAAUAUAGGUAAACACAGAGAGAGUAUCAACAGGAGACAAAGUGAUGUAUCAUAAAGAAGGAGGGGUAUAUUUAUUUAUGCAACAGUUUUUAGUGGCCUGCAGGCAUAGACCCUUUGGAGUAGCAAGACCAAAAUAAAUACAGAAGAAGGUUCGAGAAAGAUGCAGCAUUUGCAGUUGCUGUUAAAGAGCUGAGCAACACAGUGGAGAAAUGCAUUCUUUAGAAUAAUCAGAUAGAUUUGUUUGAGGAGUAUUUCUUAGAUGAAGAAAGUGAACAUCAAGUUGAGAAUCUGAGCACUAAGACUUUGAUGUUAUUUAAGUAUUAGUUGAUAUAAUAGUAGGGAUUAAUCAGAAGGAGUUAAAAGAUCUGUGUCAGAAAUAUCUUGGCAUCCAGAGGGUCCUAUAAAGGCAGCAGUUUCUUAUGCAAUAAGCAGAUUUUAAUAAAUGCCAGAAGGAAUGAUGAAAUCAUCAUAUGUUUGGGAUUUAUAAAAUCCCAAUAGUCCUGAAUUCCACUUAGAAACUAAUUCACCAAUAACUAAUUUGAUGUACAAUCCAAAGUUGUCUGACUAAAUUGGAGGCGGAUGUUAUAAUGGUUUAGUUGCUGUUUGGGAUGUAAAAAGAGGUAAAUAACCUGUAUUGACAUCACCUGUUGAAAAAUCUCAUCAUGAUCCAAUUACUCAUUUUCAAUGGUUGUUUAGUAAGACUGGUACAGAAUGUGUAACAACAUCAACUGAUGGUCGUGUUUUAUGGUGGGAUACUAGAAAAUUGAAUGAAGGUCCUAUUGAAUCAUUAAAUGUUACUGAGGGAUCAAAUCCAAAUGAUCCUUUGAUUGGUGCUACAGUAUUGGAAUAUAAUACAGAAGCAGGUCCAACCAAAUAUUUAAUUGGUACAGAAAUGGGUUCUUUAAUGGUUGCUAACAAAAAACCUAAGAAAGCUGUAGAAAUUACAGCCAGAUAUGGUUUGGAGAGUGGACGUCAUUUAGGUCCUGUUAUGUCUAUCAAUAGAAGUCCUCCAAAUCCAAAAUUCUUCUUAACAGUUGGAGAUUGGAGUGCUAAGAUUUGGGUUGAAGAUAUUAAGACACCAAUAAUGAGAACUAAAUAUCAUGGUAGUUAUUUAACAGAUGGUUGUUGGUCUCCAACUAGAAAUGGUGUGUUCUUUUUAACAAGAAAAGAUGGUUGGAUGGAUGUUUGGGAUUAUUAUUAUAGAUAGAAUGAAAUUGCAUUCAGUCAUAAAGUAAGUGAGACAGCUCUUACUUGUAUUAAAAUAAAUUCUAAUGGUGGUGCUCAUCAUAAUGCUGGAAAAUUAGUAGCAAUAGGUGAUUAAGAUGGUACAGUUACUUUAUUAGAAUUAUGUGAUUCAUUGUAUUAAUUACAAUUUAGAGAAAAGGAUGUGAUGAAUGAAAUGUUUGAUAGAGAAUCAAGAAAGGAAAAGAAUUUGGAAGCAAUUAAAAAACAACAAGAUUUAAUGAAGAAGGUUGUUCCAAAAGAUAAUAAGGCUGCCCAAUAAAAAUGGGAAUAAAGAAAGGCUGAAUUAAUUGCUGAAGCAGAAUAAUAGUUUAGCCAAAUUGUUAAAAAAGAUGAAGAGGCUAAAUUAAAUGAUUUAUCAGAGUUCAGUCCCAAAGCUCAAAAAAAGUAUAUAAAUUUAUAUAAUUUUUUUUAGAGAUGAUAAGAAGUAACAAUCUCCAAAAGAUGAUGAUAAACAAUAACAAUAAGGUGAUGGAGGAUAAUAACAAGAUCAAUAAGAUUAGGGAUAAGGUGAAGGAGAUAAAGAUGGAGGAUAAUAAUAAGAUGGAGAUGAUGGUUAAUAAUAAGGAAAUGAUGAUUAAUAACAAGGGGAUGAUGGUUAAUAAUAAGGAGAUGAUGAUUAAUAAUAAGGAGGAGAUGAUGGAGAUGGUUAAAAAGAAGGAGAUGAAGGAGAUGGCUAAAAAGAAGGGGAACAAGAAUGAUC
This is a messenger RNA of Paramecium pentaurelia, 3701 nucleotides long. The record is from the annotation of a GenBank genome assembly. NCBI's taxonomy places the organism in Eukaryota, Ciliophora, Oligohymenophorea, Peniculida, Parameciidae.